Prorocentrum cordatum is the source of this 1624-nucleotide messenger RNA. NCBI's taxonomy places the organism in Eukaryota, Dinophyceae, Prorocentrales, Prorocentraceae. The record is from the annotation of a GenBank genome assembly.
CGAACGACCCACAAGGGCCCCAGAGGCGCCCAAGACGCCCCCCAGAGGGCCUCCGUAGUCAUUUUGGCUCAAGCCAUUUUGGCUCAAGCCGUCUCUGGUUUCCGCAGCAGACAGUAUUUCAUAGGUUGAUAUCGUGAACAUGGUCAAGGCACACACAGCACUUGAUGAGAUUGACAGCAAGGGCGAUUUCCAACGAUCGGCUGCUGGUUUCAGCAAUAAAGUAGCACCAGAAUCACGCUUCGAGCCUGAGGCCAGUCGGUACCAUCUGUACGUGGCGCUCGGUUGCCCAUGGGCCAAUGGUUGUCUCACAGCACUCAAGUUCAAGGGCCUCGAGGACAUCAUCAGCGUCUCCGUGGUCCAUCCGACUUGGCGCCGCACCCGCUGUGACGAUCCAGAAGAUCUACACACUGGCUGGCACUUCAGAGCCCCCCGUGACGCGCCAGUGACCAACGAGCUCGGCCACGGUUCGUUCGAAUGCGAUGACGCGUGCAUCCCCGACACUGUCAAUGGCUGCAAAACCAUCCGCGAGCUGUACGAGCGUGCGAACGAUCAGACGGGCAAGUACACCACCCCUGUUCUCUGGUGCAAGAAGGAGGGCACCAUCGUUUCCAACGAAAGCAUGGAGAUCCUGCAGAUACUUGACAGUGCCUUCGAUGAGUGGUGCAAGCACCCCGAGCGCAAGCUGUUCAACAAAGUUGAGGCGGCGGCGGCGGAGGAGCUUAACUCUUAUAUCUACCCGACUGUCAACAACGGCGUCUAUCGUUGCGGCUUCGCACGCACUCAAGAGGCCUAUGUCCGGGCGCACGCGGAGUUGUUUGCAUCCCUCGAUCGCCUCGAGGCGCUACUGGCCAAAAAUGGGACGGCUUUCUUGACAGGCUCCGAAUUCCGGUGGAUCGACCUGCGCUUGUACAUGACUCUUGUGCGUUUUGACCCGGUGUAUGUCGUCUACUUUAAGACGAGCCACAAGCGGCUCGCUGAUUUCCCGCACUUGCUGCGUUUUGUGCGCACGUGCUACUCCAUCCAGGCGGUCAAGGCCACCACCAACAUCAAGCACAUCAAGAUGCACUACUUCUCCUCGCAUCCUACCCUGAAUACGUACGGCAUCCUUCCAGCGAGCGACGGGCCAGAGCUCGUGGAGGCGGAGCCGUCGUAGAUUCCGUCUCGCGAGACACAACAAAAAGCACGGUUGGCCUUUCCAAUGUAUUUGCGAGUCAUUUGUGCGAUGCGACGUUGCGUCGACAACCAAGCCUCCGUCCCGCAGUUUUCUCCUCCUCCUCUUUCUCUUGCGGCCGGUGCAUUUGUAUUUCUGGCGUGCGCCAGGGUUUUCGAGCAGAUGAUGCGCGUGACUGCCGCUUUUGGCAUCCACGCUGCCCGCUGAUUAUUGCUCCUCCUCCUCCUCCUCCCUCCCUCUUACUCAUCAUGAGCUCGAUGCAAACGUCCGCGGGUCGGGCUCACGCUGGGCCACAAGCGCCCUCGGUCGACGUGGCGCAGUGCCCCCAGUCCUGGACAUACGAUGGGCUGCUGGGAUGGUGCGCGCACGCUUCGUGCACCUGGGCCUCGCUACGCUUUGCGGAGCAAAAAAAGAAGACGCCCCCCAGAGGGCCCCAAGACAGCCCAAGACCGC